UCAAGCAAGCAGCGUAUUCUUGAGGGAUUCUGAUCAGUCUCGGCCUCUCACGGAAAGAAGAGACUGCCUACUGAACUCGCUGGUUUCGUGUGAUCUAGAGCUCGGGAGUUACUCUAGUUAGAGCAUCUCCAACAGCCGCGCUAAACUAGCGCCGCGCCGCAAAUUAGACCGUUUUAGCGCGCGCGCAACGCGGCGGGUCGCUUCAGCGGGCGCGCAAAAACGGCGCGCACGUUAUAACGGGUGAGCGUGCGGUUGAAAACACUUACCCGCGCGGCGUAUUUCGGGCGCCAGCUACAGCGCGCGGCACACUCGAGCGCUCGCGCCGCACUCUCUCCUCUCCUCGUCCUACGCCCCGCGCGCGCCGGCGCCGGCGCCCUGCCACCCACCCAUGGACGCACACACCGGCGCCCCGCUCACCCCGCUGUACCGCCGCCGCCGCCGCCGGAAACCCUAGCGCGGGAAGCGCCGGCGUCGCCACCGCCGGAGCUCCGCCGAGCGUCGGCCUCGCGCGCAGCCUCUUCUUGCCACCGCGGAUGACCACGGCGCCGGGAGUCGUCUUCGAAAGAUGAGGACGAAGACGAAGACGAGGAAGAUGAAGAUUGAUGUGUCUUUCAUGUCUUGAACUUUAGUUUGCAUUUGAACUUGGUUGGAUAAACUUGUGGGCAUGAUUUUGAACUUGUGGGCAUGAACUUUUAUUCAUCAACUUGUUUGUGUCAAAUUUCAUAUGUUCAUUUUUGCCCAAAAAUCAUAUAUGCAAAAUGCCCGACGAGUCGCACGCGCUGUAUUUUUGCACUCUGCUGGAGCGGCGUGCGCGCGCUGCAUUAUAGCGCGGCUGCUGGAGCCAGCGCAGGCGGGCGCGUAAAACCAGACGCAGUGCGCGUGGUAAACAUGUUUUUUGCGCGUGACGCUUAGCACGGCGGUUGGAGAUGCUCUUAGUUGGCAUGGAGUUGGAGAUGGUGAGCCAGCACGGGGCGCUGCUGAAGGUGGGGUUGUUCGUGCUGGUGCAGGUGCUGGUGUACCUCAUCCUCGCCCAGUCCUCCUUCGUCUUCUCCACCACCGAGACCCUCGGCCUCCCCGUGGCGCGCGCCCUCAGCGCCCGCCGCAUGGUCGCGCUGCUCUCCGACCUGCCGCUCGGCGGCGAGCCCUCGCCCCGCGCCGGCAUCGUGGAGCCGUCGUCGCCCGUGGCCCUGGCCGCGCACGCCCACCAGAAGAAGGAUUAGUUAGUGUUAGCUAUCCACACCAUUCUUUGAUUGUUUGGUUCGUUCUUUGGGACUGUAUAUAUAUGUAAACUGAACUACACGCCGAUGUGGUUUGUGCAGAAGACCACAGUGCGGUCGUGCUU
Molecule: messenger RNA, 1342 nt
Organism: Triticum dicoccoides
Lineage: Eukaryota; Viridiplantae; Streptophyta; Magnoliopsida; Poales; Poaceae
Exons: 1
Coding region: 927-1220 (97 amino acids)
Source: RefSeq, a predicted model, not a curated record